Messenger RNA from Aspergillus caelatus, 2001 nucleotides. RefSeq names its product peptidase S8/S53 domain-containing protein. Gene Ontology annotation, cellular component: membrane. The record is from RefSeq and is a predicted model, not a curated record. Gene Ontology annotation, biological process: proteolysis; arachidonate metabolic process. Lineage: Eukaryota; Fungi; Ascomycota; Eurotiomycetes; Eurotiales; Aspergillaceae. The transcript has 6 exons. The coding region runs from base 1 to 2001 and encodes 666 amino acids. Gene Ontology annotation, molecular function: serine-type endopeptidase activity.
AUGGAGGAAAUCCAGCGGGAAGACAAUCAAAAUGCUAAGGCUAUCAAACCUUGUGAAUUCUUUGACCUGAUCUGUGGUACUGGGAUGGGGGGCAUCUUAGCUAUAAUGCUUGGACGGCUUCAAAUGAGUGUUGAAGAUUGCAUAUCCCAAUACGACAAUCUCAUCUCCAGUGCUGAGAAACCCGCCUACGGUCGCCAUACAGAUGGGGCAAGAAAUAGUAAAAUUUUGAAGCACUGGCUCCUUAGUGUCAUCAAAUCAUGCCAUGAGGACGAAAACGCUCCCCUUGAAGAUCCACGGGAGGAAAAAUGUAAUACCUUUGUCCUUACAAUGAUUAGACCCUCAUUUCGUCGCCCUCACCGUCUUCGAACUUACACUUCACGCAGCGACAGAGCUACACAAGAUUGUUAUAUCUGGCAGGCUGCUCUAGCAUCAGCCGCUUUGCUGUUGGAGUUCAACGCUGUUGAGCUUGGGCCCCUCAAGCAACCACACGUUGAGGCUGGCCUUGGUUACAACAAUCCUUCACGAGAAGCAAUUGAUGAAGCUAAGCGGAUUUGGUCGCCACCUGUUUAUUCUAUUGUCAACAUUGGGACCGGUUUAGAGCCGGCCGUUGUUGGCAGCGGUAUGACGGGGGUCAAGAACUUGAACUUUCAAGCCCUUUGCCAAUUGGGGUUCAGAAUCGCAAUCAACAGGGAAAGAGUCGCCGAAGAGCUCUCAAGGGAAGCAUUAACCUCGGGAUUCGAAUAUUUCCGUUUGAAUGUUCCAGAGAACUUCGAAAAUAUCGGUACCCUUGACUGGGACCAACAUAUGCAUAUCAGCUCGCUUACUCGGGACCAUCUUGGUCACCCUGAAACGACAACAUACAUAAAUUAUCUCAUUAAAAGGCUGUGUCUCGGCACUCGGGGGAACCAGUUCAAGAAAGGAAUGUCAUCCGAGCAAACAGAAGAAUUUCCCGCCAGCCCUGGGGACUCAGCACAGACACAUUCUCGAGGGGCCACUAGUAACCUCUCCAACGGCCAACUGAUUGAGAAUGAAGUAAUGGACUCCAUAAGUGAACAGUCCUACGCAGCACAUUCGGCUGAUACUUGGCUGGAUAAUCUCCAGAAGAGAGUGCAUCCUUUUGUGAAAACAAAAAGGGACAGGGAGGACGAGAAAGUCAAAAUCGCGGUCCUGGACAGUGGCAUUGACCCAGACCAUCCCGAUCUGGUCAAGCAUCGUGGCAGAAUUGUUGAAUGCCAGGAUUGGACAUCUUCCAAAGUCGGGACUCAAGAUGUGGUCGGACACGGCACACAUACGACAGCUUUGCUGCUAAAGAUCGCACCGGUCUCUACCAUCUAUGUAGCCAAGGUUUUCGAUUCGUCAACUGCGAAUGAGAGCACGAGACAACACGUGGCGGAGGCAAUAUCUCAUGCGGUUCACACAUGGCGUGUGGACAUUAUUACCAUGCCUUUCGGUUUCCGCUAUCGAAGUGAAGCUAUUGCCGAGGCUGUGCAAAUAGCUACAAACAAGAGAGUGCUUCUCUUUGGAGCCGCUUCGAACCUCGGCUCGAUUGAAAAACAACCUGCAUUCCCUGCUCGUUUUAACCAGGUAUUCUGCAUCAACUCAGCAGAUGGUUUGGGAGUCACGUCGCGGUUCACCCCUUCGGCUAGGGUCAGCGAUGACAACUUUACACUCUUGGGAGAAGCGGUUGAGUCGGCAUGGCCAACACAGCUCCGGCAAGGCCAACGUCAGCGAAAGUCGGGGACGUCGAUAGCAACUGCGAUCGCUGCUGGUAUAGCUGCCCUUGUUCUAGAACUGGCGGUCCAGCGGCCGCCGCAGAUCAGUUACUCUAGGGAACUUUGGACGUAUCCCGGCAUGCGAGCCAUCUUUUACUUGAUGUCACAGGACUCGAUUACAGUCAGUUCUGCUGGAUAUUACAACGUCAUGCCAUGGAAUCUGCUCGACAUUCAAAGUGACCGUACAUAUGUUUUGAGCCAUAUCUCACACCGCCUCGAAACCCUCUAA